CUCCUUCUACCAUCACAGUGCACUGGCACCAGUCACCAGAGCCAAGCCACGUCCUCGUACGUCCCCAGGCUCGGGCGACUUUGUGUGCUCGGUGUGCCAUAAGAUAUUCCCUCUGCAGCGUAUGUUAACCCGGCACCUCAAGUGUCACAGCCUGCUGAAGAGGCACCCGUGUCGAUACUGUGGCAAAGGAUUCAACGACACCUUCGACCUCAAAAGGCACAUGCGAACACACACAGGUAUCCGUCCCUACAAGUGUGAGUUGUGCGAGAAAGCCUUCACCCAGCGUUGCUCUCUGGAGUCGCACAAGAGGAAGAUUCACGGCGUUCACCAACAGUACGCCUACCGCCAGAGACGCUCCAAGAUCUUUGUGUGCGAAGACUGCGGUUUCACCUCUGGCCGCCCUGAUGAAUAUUUCCUCCACGUGAGACAGUGUCACCCCGGCAGCCCUGCCCUCCGCAGGUACUACCGCCGCCAGGCCCACGACAGCAGCAGCGGCGGCGGUGGUGGCAGUGGUGGCUUUGCAUCAGCGGACUGUAAACUCAAUCCUUAUUUGCUGUACUCAAACCCUGCUUACUUUAUGUAAGUUUUUUGUAUUACAGCGGUUCCACAAGCAGCUUAUCACCAAAGUCAUCAGUUUCCAACCAAAGUCAUCAGUUUCCAACAGGCCACACAUGUAUGUGACCUAUACCCUUUGUUUCAGUCUUAGAUUUGCUGUAUGUAUAGCCACUUUAUCAACGUGUUACACUUUCUUGUUACAA
Solea senegalensis (Senegalese sole) is the source of this 758-nucleotide messenger RNA. RefSeq lists its product as uncharacterized. Lineage: Eukaryota; Metazoa; Chordata; Actinopteri; Pleuronectiformes; Soleidae. Gene Ontology annotation, molecular function: DNA-binding transcription factor activity, RNA polymerase II-specific; RNA polymerase II cis-regulatory region sequence-specific DNA binding. The transcript has 3 exons. Bases 122 to 583 code for a protein of 153 amino acids. Gene Ontology annotation, biological process: epidermal cell differentiation; regulation of transcription by RNA polymerase II. The record is from RefSeq and is a predicted model, not a curated record. Gene Ontology annotation, cellular component: nucleus.